AUGGCGAAAACCCAUCUUUCUUUCCAUUCCCAUUCUUCGUCGUCGCGACAUGACGAACUUUCACGCCACGUUAAGGUUUCAGUUUGGUGGGAUUUUGAGAACUGCUCUCCCCCUGCUAGUUUUAAUGCCUUUAAGAUUUCUGAUAUCAUCACUUCCGCUGUAAGGGCCAAUGGAAUUAAGGGCCCUGUUCAGAUUACGGCUUUCGGAGAUAUUUUCAAACUCUCAAGAACUAACCAGGAAGAGCUUUCUGCUACUGGGGUUAAUAUUUCUCUUGUUCCGAAUGGUGGAAAGAACAGUGCUGACAGAUCGCUUCUGGUUGAUCUUUUGUGUUGGGUUUCUCAGAAUCCUCCUCCAGCCCAUCUCUUUUUAAUCACUGGUGGCAGGGACUUUGCAAGUGUAUUGCAUAGGUUACGGAUGAACAACUACAAUGUACUGCUUGCUACUUCAGAAUCAGCUCCAAGUGUUCUUCGCAUUGCUGCUAGUAUUAUGUGGAAUUGGAAUGAGCUUCUCAAAGGAGAGAACCUGACUGGAAAGCACUAUAAUCAACCUCCUGAUGGUCCUUAUGGUUCUUGGUAUGGCCAUUACAGGGUGGCUCUUGAAGAUCCGUUUUUAGUUGAACAACCAGCGUGUACACGGACUGAAGAAUUGUCCGAGAGUUGUUCUGAGUCUGUGCCUCGGCCAGUUCCGGAGGCAGUCAUUAAGCAGAUAAGGCAGAUUCUUAACUCAUACCCAAAGGGAAUUUCCAUUAUAGACCUUCGUGCUGAGCUUAAAAAAAGCAAUGUUGGCCUUGAUAAAGACUUGUAUGGUUAUAAAAAGUUCUCCCGCUUUCUUUUAUCAAUGCCACACAUUUUGAAGCUUCAGCCAGAAGAUGAGCUCACUGUUUCUUCUAUGUCAAGUAGUGAUGACAGGACAGAAUAUGUUGUUUUAAAUGAAAAGUCCAGGUUGCAUCAUUCGCCUGAGGUUAAUGCUGGAGUUACUCCUGGAAAGAUACAACAAACCUCUCCAGAAAAUGGUAAUCUUGUUAAAGUAAAUGCAGGGAUGCUUCAAGAGGAAGCCCAACAGCCCCUUCCAGUUGAUCAGAAGAUUGCCAAAGCAUCUAAUGAUCAAAUUCCUGAGAGGAGUCUUCAGGAUCGUAUUCUGGAACAAGAUUCUGCAUCUGAUGGAAGCCUCAUAAAGAAAGUUUGUCAAAGAUGGUUUGGUGGUAGUGAUUUCAAUCGUGCGGGAAAAGGUCAUAACCUUCCAGGUAAACAAGGUGAUUCUGCAGAUAGCUCUGAGAAACAAAAUAACAGUACUCUGACCAAAUGCACUGGGGUUGGUUAUGAGAGGGAAGGAAUGAAGGAAGAGUUGGAGAAAAAGUCAUGUGAAGUUCCAUAUACAGUUAUCAGUUCUUCAUCAAGUAAUGACUCUACUGUUGACACUAAAGCAACUUAUGAAGCAAUUGAAAGCCACUCUGGAAAGAGGUCAGUUUUUUUUAACUGGAUUGCCGGCUAG
Molecule: messenger RNA, 1491 nt
Organism: Hibiscus syriacus
Lineage: Eukaryota; Viridiplantae; Streptophyta; Magnoliopsida; Malvales; Malvaceae
Exons: 4
Coding region: 1-1491 (496 amino acids)
Biological process (GO): regulation of gene expression
Cellular component (GO): peroxisome
Molecular function (GO): RNA nuclease activity
Source: RefSeq, a predicted model, not a curated record